UAUCAGCAAUGCCAACAUAUGAUUUCUGUGUAUCAUACAUUUCACUUACGUUAAGUUCAUUAACACUAAAUGUUGCAAAACCAUUUGAUCCUUGUUCAGAAACUGCGUGUUAGUGUGAUGUCCACAAAAACUACAAAGUUCUUCAGUACACUAGUACUUGACACGAUUGCGACAAGAGAACGAGAAGGAAUUGUGAGACCAGACAUGUUACAGAUGCUUAUGCAAGCCAAGAAAGGCACUCUACAUGACGAUACCAGUAACUCUCCUGGAAGUAAGAAAAUAAACAUUGAAGACGACGACAUCGUAGCUCAAGCAUUCCUGUUCUUCUUAGCUGGCUUUGACACAGCCUCCACCCUUCUGUGCUUUGCCUCUCAUCAGUUGGCCGUUCAUGCACACAUGCAGGUUCGACUUCAGGAAGAAAUUGAUGAAACUCUACAGAAGAAUGAUGGAAAAUUCACAUAUGAGGCAGUAAACAGCAUGAAAUACCUGGACAUGGUUGUGUCUGAAACUCUGAGGCUCUAUCCACCGGGUGCAGCUCUGGACAGAGUCUGUAUUAAACCCUACACGUUGAAAUCAGAUCCUCCUAUGGAAAUGCAUCCAGGACAAGCCCUCUUCAUCCCAGUAAUCGGAUUACACCGCGAUUCCAAAUACUACCCUGAUCCUGAGCGGUUUGACCCAGAGCGAUUCAGUGAGGACAACAAGCACGGUAUCAAUCCGCUAACUUACCUGCCAUUUGGACUGGGCCCAAGAAGCUGUAUUGGGAACCGCUUUGCUCUUAUGGAAACAAAACUGGCGCUAGUGUUCUUGCUGUCUCGGUUCAACUUGGUACUGGUUGCCAAGACACCUGUACCUAUCAAAAUAGUACAGAAAGGAUUCAACAUGUCCAUUGAAGGAGGCUUUUGGCUGGGUCUGGAGAAGAGAAACCCAUGAACUGCAUCCUACUGGAAUUUUCAGUUUUGCUGGUAUUCAGUUGCUACAUGAGAGCAACUCAGCUUGGACCGACAGUGCACUGAAGUCAAUAUUUUGAAGUGAUAUUUUUAUAAAUCUAAUAUGUAUUUUUCAUUAAUUUGUAUUGAAGUAAAGGUGAAUAAAGGGCGUGGAGAGAUUAA
Molecule: messenger RNA, 1109 nt
Organism: Zootermopsis nevadensis
Lineage: Eukaryota; Metazoa; Arthropoda; Insecta; Blattodea; Termopsidae
Source: RefSeq, a predicted model, not a curated record